This is a messenger RNA of Lampris incognitus (smalleye Pacific opah), 1848 nucleotides long. Its product is annotated as cationic amino acid transporter 2 family protein. Gene Ontology annotation, cellular component: plasma membrane. The transcript has 11 exons. Lineage: Eukaryota; Metazoa; Chordata; Actinopteri; Lampriformes; Lampridae. Gene Ontology annotation, molecular function: amino acid transmembrane transporter activity. The record is from RefSeq and is a predicted model, not a curated record. Gene Ontology annotation, biological process: transmembrane transport; amino acid transport. The coding region runs from base 1 to 1848 and encodes 615 amino acids.
AUGUCUGGCGUGAAGAUACUGCAAUUCUUACAGAGCCUGUCUCGUAGAAAACCUCUGGAGCCUGAGGGGGAAGUGUCAAACUUUCGACGAUGUUUGACCACACUUGACCUGGUGGCUUUGGGGGUCGGCAGUACUCUGGGAGCUGGCGUAUAUGUGCUGUCAGGAGAAGUUGCCAGAACUGUGGCUGGACCUAGCAUCAUUAUCUCUUUCCUGGUGGCGGCAAUAGCUUCUGUUUUUGCGGGACUGUGUUAUGCUGAAUUUGGAGCACGUGUCCCCAAGACCGGCUCCGCUUAUCUCUACAGCUAUGUGACUGUGGGAGAGAUAUGGGCCUUUAUAACUGGUUGGAACUUGCUUCUGUCUUAUAUAAUAGGCACCUCAAGCGUAGCUAGAGCGUGGAGUGGGACCUUCGAUGACCUCAUUGGAAAUGUCAUUGCUAACUCUUUAGGCAAACACGCCGCUAUGGACUUACCUGGAUUGGCUCCCUACCCAGACUUCUUUGCAGCUGGCCUCAUAAUGUUGUUAGCAGGGAUUCUUGCAUUUGGCGCUAAAGAGUCAGCGGUUGUAAAUAAGGUCUUCACAGCAGUAAAUAUCCUGGUGUUGCUAUUUGUCAUCAUCUCUGGCUUCAUAAAGGGCAACACCAGCAACUGGUACAUUAGUGAGGAUAGCAUCAUGAAUGGAUCGUUAUAUGAAUAUCACAGUUCAGUAAAUGAAACCAACAGCUUUGGCCAUGGUGGAUUUUUCCCAUUUGGCUUUGAGGGAACAUUAGCAGGAGCAGCAACUUGUUUUUACGCAUUUGUGGGAUUUGACUGCAUCGCAACAACAGGGGAAGAGGUUCAGAACCCCCAGAAAUCCAUCCCUUUGGGUAUCGUGGCCUCUCUGCUGAUCUGCUUCCUGGCUUAUUUUGGUGUGUCUGCAGCCCUGACCCUCAUUAUGCCAUACUAUUUGCUCAGUGUCAACAGCCCGCUACCUGUGGCCUUCACAUACAUUGGUUGGGGCCCUGCAAAGUAUGCUGUGGCUGUGGGCUCUCUCUGUGCACUAUCAACAAGUCUGUUGGGAUCCAUGUUCCCGAUGCCACGUGUCCUCUUUGCCAUGGCCAGGGACGGGCUGCUCUUCAAGCCCCUCAGUAGGAUGAGCAGCAGACAGAGUCCUCUCAUAGCCACGCUGGCCUCGGGGGCUGUAGCAGCUAUCAUGGCCCUGUUGUUUGACCUGAAGGCAUUGGUUGACAUGAUGUCCAUCGGAACUCUCUUUGCCUACACCCUCGUUGCUAUAUGCAUCCUCAUAUUAAGAUACCAAGCUGAUGCAAAUGAGGAUUCAGGUUACAGCAACCCAGAGUCAUUCACAAUAAACGGAGUUCUGCAUCCGCCCUCACUGGCCACUGCUCGAACUUCUAAAAAUGUGUCGACGUUCACCAUUUUCCUUAUCUUCAUGGCUGUUAUUCUAAGCCUCUUUAUAUCUAAGGCUGCAAGCUCCCUGCAAGGCCACGAGUGGUGGAGCCUUCUGUGUGUCACCGUGAUCUUACUGAUGAUGGUCCUCAUCACCGUGAUCAUCUGGAGACAGCCACAGAGUUCAACCAAAGCAGCUUUUAUGGUUCCUCUUGUACCCGUGCUCCCUAUUUUCAGCACCUUUGUCAAUGUCUAUCUAAUGGUUCAACUUGGAUCAGACACAUGGAUCCGCUAUUUAAUUUGGAUGGCAGUAGGUUUAUUCAUCUACUUUAGUUAUGGUAUUAAUCACAGUGUGCAAAAACUUAGGUUUCAAAAUGCGCACACUGUUGUUAAUAUUCAAAGGAUCGGUACUAACACGGAGCACAACUUUGAAGCUGCAGAAGACUUCAGUGGCCCGGAUAUGUGA